This is a messenger RNA of Staurois parvus, 291 nucleotides long. The record is from the annotation of a GenBank genome assembly. NCBI's taxonomy places the organism in Eukaryota, Metazoa, Chordata, Amphibia, Anura, Ranidae.
AUGUAUGUGAAAUGGUUUGAUACAGUAAUGUUUUACUAUGUGAUUUUAGUAAAUGUCACUUUUUGUCAUUUUCAAAUUUCCCGCCAGUUCUGUCCCCUGUACGUCCUGACGUCGCAGGGGACGGAACCCAGAUGACAGAUGCCGGUAUCCGCCGGAGGAUAUUGCCGGGGACAUCGCGGAGCGCAGGACAAGGUAAGUGAAGAACAGAUCCUGGAGCAACGCUGCAUGGUAAGCCCGAGUGUAGCUCGGGGUUACCGCUUGUGCUACACUUGGAAAUACCGCCAGGGAGGU